ACACCUCCAGCGCUUGCAGUGGGAAGUGGUUUGCAGGAGGCGGCUCCGUUACUCGGGCGGUGGUGGCGGCUGUAGUAGCAGCAGCAGCAGCUUCAGCAGCAGCAGCAGCAACAGCAGCAGCGGUAGCAAGAGCAGCCACAACAACCUUGUUAGCAACCUCGGAGGCCGGAGCUACAGCAGGGUCGGUGGUUACAGCGUUAGUGCAGCAAGCUCCCCACCAAAGCGGCAUCAGCGGUCUCAUUCGUUCCUUCCUUCUUCUCUCCCCUCUCGCGCACAAUGGCUGAUCAGCUGACUGAGGAGCAAAUUGCUGAAUUCAAGGAAGCCUUCUCCCUAUUUGACAAAGAUGGUGAUGGCACCAUCACGACAAAAGAACUUGGAACUGUCAUGAGGUCACUGGGUCAAAAUCCAACAGAAGCAGAAUUACAGGAUAUGAUCAAUGAGGUGGAUGCUGAUGGUAAUGGCACUAUUGACUUUCCUGAAUUUUUGACCAUGAUGGCUAGAAAAAUGAAAGAUACAGACAGUGAAGAAGAAAUUCGUGAGGCAUUCCGAGUCUUUGACAAGGAUGGCAAUGGUUACAUCAGUGCAGCAGAACUACGUCAUGUAAUGACAAACUUAGGAGAAAAACUAACAGAUGAAGAAGUAGAUGAAAUGAUCAGAGAAGCAGAUAUUGAUGGAGAUGGACAAGUCAACUAUGAAGAAUUCGUACAGAUGAUGACUGCGAAAUGAAGAUCUCCUCUCACCUUUUUUCCCCCCUCUAGAUGAAUCAAAUUGAAUCUUUUACUUACCUCUUGCAAAAAAAAAAAAAAGUUCAUUUAUUCAUUCUGUUUCUGUAUAGCAAAACUGAAUGUCAAAAGUACCUUCUGUCCACAAAAAAAAAAAAAAAUCUGCAUGUAUUGGUUGGUGGUCCUGUCCCCAAAAGAUCAAGUUACACAUCAGUUUUACAAUAUAAGUACUUGUACUACUACCUUAAAUGAUAAGGAAGCACUUAGUGGACUCCUUAAAGUUCCAUUUGCUAAUGAUUAUUACACUGUUUGGGCUGGCCAGUUUUUCAUGCAUGCAGCUUGACAAUUGAGCACAGUCAGACAUUUGUAUUAAAAAAAAAAAAAGAAAAACAAAAAAACAAAAUUAAAAAAUGUACCCAUGUGGGUUUAUCUAGUUCAAUUUGUUAGUAUAAAUUGUCAUAGCUGGUUUACUUUAAAAAAAAAAAAGUAAAUAAAGUAAAAUUGGUUUACCUCAGGAUGGUAUGCAGCAAAAUGGUUGAAGGAUGCAGAAUUUCAAGAUGUAGCCCUAAUGGUGGUUCUUCUGUACUUAAGUGUGCUCCAAACCCUAAUGAUGAUCUCAAACUCUGGAUGGCAUGUCUGUGUUUCUAUUGGUUUAGCAUUGUCUGCAUUGCACUAUAGUGAAACGGAUGUCAGACUGUUACCAUUCACACAAAAUUUUUGAAAAGAAACCUUCACCAAGGGAGCAUCUUUGGACUCUCUAUUUUUAAAACCUUCUGUACCAUGACUUGGAGCCGGCAGAGUAGGCUGUGGACUUCAGCACAACUAUCAACAUCGCUGUUCAAGAUAUUACGAUUUAUGUCCAUUCCAAGUUGUAAAUGCUAGUCUUUUUUUUUUUUUUCCAAUAAAAGACCAUUAACUUAAAGUGGUGUUUAAAUGCUUUGUAAAGCUGAAAUUUAAAUGGGGACAGGGCAGCUGAGAGCUGUGGGGAUUGGGGGACGAGGGGAAGUUUUGUGCUAGCAGACCAACCUAUUCGAGUACCCUGACCUCUGGGUUUUUUCCCUUCUACCCUUUCAGUAGUAAGAACUAAUCUCUGAGUCCUAAGAUAUUUACUAGAGAUAGACGUACUGAUCUUUUUUUUCAUAUGAUAAAAAUAUAUCUAGUUGGCCUUUUUACUGCUAACAGUGAUCAGUUCAGGCAGAAUAGCCUGAAGAAGAAACAUCUAAUCUCUAAAUCAUUUACCUGGGAUUCCUUUAAAACAUGCUGCUGAUAACCUGCUUUAUGUAACUUACUGACACCAUCUAUGGAAAAGACAUGAUUCACGAUUUAUUAUGGCAAUGUAACUCAAUCUUUGCUGUGUGUGAUAGAAGCAGUAGACCACUUUUCUAAAUCAAUCUCUUCACACGUAAACUACCUUUCACCGUGCAACUAAGCUAAUUUAUUCAUGCUAUUUAUACAGCAUCUCAUUUGGGUUUCUUGUCUUUCUUCCCCCUCCCCCAGUUCUCCUUCCCCCUUGUGUUCUACCUUUCUACUUUAUUUCCAAAUAGAACUGUGCCCUCUGUGUGUAUGCUAGUUCACAGCUUGUAAGUAGAACUCCAGCCUGGAGUGAAUUUUGUGUCUAAUUAUAAACCCUGUAACCAAAACUAUUACAAAGUGCUGACACCAACCUUUGUGAUGGCAUCAGCUCAUAUUUAAAAAAAAAAGUCACUUUAAACCCAUGUUGCAUUAAGUGGGCUACAUUUUGUAGGAGGCUGUAUUUUUCUGGGUGUUAAAUUAUCCAAUUAGUAAGUUUGUAGGUUUUGAGUUCCUGUAUGUUUAUUGAGUUUGUCUGGGGCAUGGUGGGAUACUGCUAGGGAAAUCUGAGAAUGAGUCUGCUACUUUGCAGCUAGCUAAUGUAUGAAGAGACUGAUCCCUGAAGCAUUUUGCAGCUUUUGCUAAUGUUUCUGCCAGAGGAUGUUUAGGAGCAGUGAAGUGUGGCAAAAUUCAGAUUGGUUCUUGGCUUUGGAUAUGUCUGUGUGUCAGAAAGUUAGUGAUCAACCUCAGGUUUGGAGAACCUCUAUAUUUGUUAUUCCUCUUAGGUGACUGAACCCUUGAGCAUUAAGUAUCACUGUUGGUUUCUCCAUAGUAUAUGGAGAAAUAUCCAUAUUUGGAUAAGUGAUUGUGAAUAAUGGCUUAGAUAUUAGAUCCCCUUCUAGUGCUGGGAAUUUCCCCACACUGGAAUUGCUACUGGAAUGGCUCUAGCUAGGAAUUUUAAUAACUUGUUAGCUUAUGAUUUUUUUUUCCCUCUGUGUGUUUGUAUGUGAGAAAAGAGGUAGGCAUAGAAUAGCCUGAUUCUUGGCCUAGGCUCUAGUUUUAAAUGUGUGGCAAGGUGAUUUUAAAAUGCCUCAGUUGAUGACUUAAUGUUUUAAGACUGAUGACUUAAAAAAAAAAAAAAAGAAAGAAAAUUAUAAGCUUUUAAAAUUCACCUUUAUCAAUCUAGCCUGUUUUCUAAUGCUAAAGGGGCUUUUUGUUUGAAAUAUUAGUGGUCCCUCUGUAGGUGAAUAUCUGGGAAUCUUGAUUCUUAGCUUUGGGGUCCUUUUAGCAGUUGUUCUGAACCCAUACACCUUCUCCAAAGAAUGUCUGCCAACGAAAAAUGUGCAGAAGUGAAGAAAAAAGCUGGUGAGAAGUAGGCAAACAUUAAGGUAGUCUUUUCCCCUCCUGGUGUUUGGAUACAGACAAAGAAAUCAAAAAAAAAAUUUUUUUUUGGUCAGAAUCAAGUGUUAGGUGUAAACAGAAAUUGGAUAUGGUGAAUGUUUUUGAGUGAGUUGUAAGAUGGUGAUAUUGCUCUUGGAUUUGUUAGCACUUCCCAACUACUUUUGCCCCUAACCCUUCUUGCUUUAAAAAUAUAUGCAUAUAUUUAGUCACUAGUCUAACUGGCAUCCUGCUUUAGCCUAAGACAUGCCAUAAAACCACUCAGUACUUGGCAAACAGUUUCUCAUGGUUUUGUUCUCCAUCUGUUUGGGGGUAGGUGUUGAGAGAGAAGCAAACAUAUCUUGAUAUUUCAGAUGGGUUUUUGAUGCACUAUUGCCAAGGAAGGCUUUUUCUGAUUUUUUUUGACAAAUGAAUUUUUUGCACACAUUUUAAUUGGUGUCCUUCGGCAACCUAAAACAUUGAAAAUUAGCUACUGUACAUAUUUUUAUAUUCUCUUUAUAAAAUGCAUGUUUGAUUGUAUUUAUAACAAUAUUGUAAUGGCUGUCCAAUAGACUUAGAACUAAUGUAUUUCUUGUCAAAGCAGUAGCAAAUGAUCCCCUUAACAUAUUGGGAAUUUAAUUCCUAAUCAAAGAAUGUAAAUCUGGUCAAGCCUGUUUUUCCUUUACUCAAUUAUUACCUUAAAAAAUUUGAUUUUGCUGUGCAACCCCAAACUGCUUGCUCAUUUUGACAGCUAGGUUUCACUAAUUCGUCUUAAUCCAUCCUUUGAUUUAACAUUUUAUCUCCUUGAAAUUGACUUUUAGGAGAGUACAUGCUCUCCCAUAUGUAUCUUUGCAGUGAAAGGUAGUGAAAUGUGUGGAGUGGUGUUUUCGCCUCCCCAAAUUCAAUAUUACGUCCAUUAAACAUUUCUGUAGCAAAGCUCAUAAUAGUUCUUUUGUUACCAAAGUUGCCCUACAUGAUGACUUUUGGGAAAAGAUGUGAUUGAAAGUUUCUGUAACAGAUCAAAAUGUGUGGAGGUUUAACCUCCUCUUUGAUGGGGGACCAACUUAUGGAAAUAUUGUAAAUAAGUUUAUUUAUAAACCUGGCACUGUACUCAAUAAACAUUUCUGCAGCCUUUCAUCUCUAA
Messenger RNA from Antechinus flavipes (yellow-footed antechinus), 4533 nucleotides. It is a transcript of the gene CALM1, whose product is annotated as calmodulin 1. NCBI's taxonomy places the organism in Eukaryota, Metazoa, Chordata, Mammalia, Dasyuromorphia, Dasyuridae. The transcript is spliced from 6 exons. Gene Ontology annotation, molecular function: calcium ion binding. Bases 277 to 726 code for a protein of 149 amino acids. The record is from RefSeq and is a predicted model, not a curated record.